Molecule: messenger RNA, 3203 nt
Organism: Paecilomyces variotii
Lineage: Eukaryota; Fungi; Ascomycota; Eurotiomycetes; Eurotiales; Thermoascaceae
Product: armadillo-type protein
Exons: 6
Coding region: 95-3094 (999 amino acids)
Biological process (GO): protein targeting to vacuole; Golgi to vacuole transport
Cellular component (GO): endosome membrane; membrane coat; AP-3 adaptor complex
Source: RefSeq, a predicted model, not a curated record
UUAGAGGCUCCUUCGAUAUACAGCCGUACCUUUUGUCUAAUACUGCGGAAAAGAGUGCUGUUUCGUCGGCGGGAUUACCGGCGAAUCUCUCAUCAUGUUCGAGAAAUCACUGUACGACCUCAUCAGAGGUCUGCGGAAUCAUAAAGGCAGCGAGGUGGAAUACAUUCAGGACAGUCUCCGAGAAUGCAGAAUCGAAAUAAAAUCGCAAGACAUGGAUAAAAAGGCUACUGCUUUAUUGAAACUUAUAUACCUCGAGAUGUUCGGCUAUGAUAUGUCCUGGGCAGCCUUCCAUGUGCUCGAGGUUAUGUCGUCCUCCAAAUAUAUGCAGAAGAGAGUUGGUUAUCUUGGUGCCGUACAGAGCUUCCGCCCAGAUACGGAGGUGCUCAUGCUCGCGACAAAUUUGUUGAAAAAGGAUAUUGUGUCGUCUGACAUACCAAAUAUGUCUUUACCACUUGUGACGUUGCCGCAUAUCAUCACGCCUUCACUUGCAUUAUCUUUACUUUCUGAUGUCUUGCCUCGCCUUUCGCAUUCAUAUGCUGUGGUCCGGAAAAAGGCCGUUGUUUGUCUUUACAGGCUUGCUUUGGUCUAUCCGGAAACACUUCGAGUUGCAUGGCCGAAGAUCAAAGACCGCUUACUGGAUGAUCAAGAAGACAGCAGUGUAACAGCUGCGAUAAUCAACGUUGUAUGUGAAUUGGGAUGGAGGCGACCACAUGACUUUCUGCCCCUUGCCCCGAGGUUCUUUGAAUUACUCGUUGAUGGAGGAAACAACUGGAUGGCUAUCAAGAUAAUAAAGCUUUUUGCAACCCUCACUCCCCUGGAACCACGGUUAAUCCGCAAACUUCUUCGGCCUUUGACGAAGAUAAUACAGACGACUACGGCCAUGUCACUGCUUUACGAAUGUAUCAACGGUGUAAUCCAAGGUGGUAUACUGGACGGCACCGGAGACAUUGGAGAAAGAGACGAGAUUGCCGGGCUAUGUGUGGGAAAGCUAAGGGCUAUGAUUGUCAUGGACACGGACCCAAACCUGAAAUAUGUUGCUCUUCUCGCUUUUAACCGGGUUGCAAUUUCGCACCCUGCGUUGGUUGCGAUGGAGCAGGAUGUGAUUCUGGACUGUCUUGACGAUCCGGAUAUAUCCAUCAGACUUCAAGCUCUUGAGCUUGCUGUGAAAAUGGUUUCUAGCGAGAGCUUGCAGUCGGUCGUGAACCGUUUGAUCGUUCAGUUGCGAAGUUCCCCCAUUGCAACCCAGGAUCUUUCAAUCAAACCCAAGGUUGCAAAAGAAAUCAAGCCGUCUGCUGGAAGUGACGAUUCUGAUUCCGGACGGCAUGAUUCGAAAGCCAACACUAUUCCCUCCCUACCUAAUGAUUAUCGGAAUGAAGUCCUAAGUCGAAUUUUGGACAUAUGUUCCCGCGACAACUACUCAGAAGUGCUCGAUUUCGAGUGGUAUAUCAACGUACUGGUGCAGCUAGUGAAACUUAUACCGCCUGGGGACACAUACGAUAAUCACUACGUUCCAGGAAGUGCUCAUACGGCGUCAGCACAAGACGCCAGACCGGGGAUUGCGUCACGAAUUGGAGAGGAAAUCCGGAAUGUUGCCGUCCGCGUGAAGAGUGCUCGGUGGCACGCAGCAAAAGCAGCAGAAGCACUUGUCCUAUCUGACAAUAGGACAAGUUUGUUUCCGACGGCCUCCACUGUCGGCCUCGGUGUGCUCGGUCCUUGCGCAUGGGUAGUCGGGGAGUAUGCGAACUGCCUCGCUUUCCCUGACCGGACACUCACUUCUCUCAUUGACUCAUCUAACAUAUCGCUACCUGCGAGGAUAUUAUCACUCUAUCUUCAGGCCAUCCCCAAGCUAUUCUUGUUCCUUUCCUUGUCACAUGAUACCAAACAAUGGAACAGCGCCCGUCGAAGCGAGGUAUCACUUCUGUUGGCACGCAUUGUCAGUUUUCUAGAGUUGUUAACCACACACCCUGAUCUGGACGUGCAAGAACGGGCUUCUGAAUUUCUCGAGCUCCUGCGACUCACAACAGAGGCUGUGCAUUCACAAAGCGCGGAAACCGAGGAAGUGCCUCUUUUCAUAUCUCGCGCAUUCUCCGGACUGUUCUCUGGUCUUGAGCUGAACCCGGUCGCCGCAAAUGCCCAGCGAAAGGUUCCUGUGCCCGAAAACCUUGAUCUAUACGAACCCUUCAACCCCAGACUCUAUAUGAUUCUCAGCGAAUCCAGUAAUCUCUCACUUCAUCUAGACAGUGAAAAGAGAUUCCACGAUUUCUAUUACCAAGAUGUCUCAUUGUCGACCAAAUCCGAUGAGUUGAUGCACGACGAUAUAUACCAGCCAAUAUCAUACCAAGAUGCCUCGGAGAAUCUGCUCAAGGACCCCGCCGGGUUGGAAAGGAGAAGGGCAGAGCGCAGAGAACGCUACCAGGAUGACCCUUUCUAUAUCGGAGCUGGAAACGGAUCAUCAGAGACACCAUUUAUCUCACACAAUGUCUACGACACUUCAAGUGGCAGUUUUCUGGACGUCAAUACCAUACCCGUUGUUGAUCUGGCCAUCGAGGAUAUAGACAAAUUACGGUCCAGCCUUCCACCUGAGGGUCUUGGGCGGAAAUCUGGUCCAAGACACGCAAGAGUCGAGGUGAUCACAGACGAAACUAUCGGACCUGAUGAUCCAUCCUUAGGUGGUGCUAGCGAAAGCAGCGAAACUAAUAAAGCUAAGCGGUCUUUACUACAGGUCGAUUCAAGUGGUCUUGGAAGCCUGUCGCUCGAAGAUAAGACUCAACUAGUGCCUGAUGUGGCCCAGAACAUACUGCGCAAAGAGGCUGAAGACAAGGAAAUGGCAAGAGCAAUGCAGGAAGUCGAAAGGCUCCGUCUGGAGAUGCAAAGGGCAUCGGAACGCAUCCAUGCACAAGGCGUUCCAGCGGAGGGCGCGCUGGUCAAAAAGAAGAAGAAAAAGAAGUCGAUCAAAGCGGAUGAUCAACAGCAUGGUGCGGAGCUCCAAGAGAAAGGUUAUGAAGAAUCUGCCAACCCCACGCGCACGAAGAAGACCAAAAAGAAAAAGAAGGUGGCGCCCGCGGCUGCGAGCGAGGGAGCUCAUGAGGGAUAGAGGCCAUAUCUCCGUUUGAUUAGCGACUAGACCAUACUAUUGUAAAUUUCAUUCGAUAAAACAUAUAGGAUGUAAUAUUGGAGAGAUCUACAUGUCGAUUGAUCUCAGU